Messenger RNA from Setaria italica (foxtail millet), 483 nucleotides. RefSeq names its product osmotin-like protein. The record is from RefSeq and is a predicted model, not a curated record. Gene Ontology annotation, biological process: defense response. The coding region runs from base 1 to 483 and encodes 160 amino acids. The transcript has 2 exons. Gene Ontology annotation, cellular component: extracellular region. NCBI's taxonomy places the organism in Eukaryota, Viridiplantae, Streptophyta, Magnoliopsida, Poales, Poaceae.
AUGGCCAAGCCCCUCCUCCUCGGCAUCCUCGUCGUCGUCGCCGCCGCUGUCCCCGCGGCGGAAUCAUCAAGAGAGGCCAACCUGACCCUCGUCAACGACUGCAACUACCCCGUCUGGCCGAUGGUGAUUCCCAACGACGGCUCCUCCCCCAUCUCCGGCAACACCGUGCGCCUCGACAGACGGGGCGGCGCCGCCGCCUUCAUCAUUCCGCUUAGCCGCGCCUGGUCGGGCCAGGUGGUGGCGCGCGCGGGGUGCGCCGUCGAGACGCCCUGCCCCUCGCGGUGCGCCUCGGGGGAGGAGCUAGCUGCCGGCGCGGUGGUGCAGCUGCAGGUGCACGCGUACUGGCGCGCCGACGUGGCCGUGUACGGCGUGAGCCUGUCGGGUGGGUUCAACGUGCCGGCGACGGUGUACCCCGCACGCGUUCCCGACGGGCUCGGCGUGCCCCGUGCUCGGGUGCACGGAGGACCUGAACCCGAGGGCUGA